This is a messenger RNA of Drosophila virilis, 3304 nucleotides long. It is a transcript of the gene Drgx, whose product is annotated as Dorsal root ganglia homeobox. Gene Ontology annotation, molecular function: RNA polymerase II transcription regulatory region sequence-specific DNA binding; DNA-binding transcription factor activity, RNA polymerase II-specific. The record is from RefSeq and is a predicted model, not a curated record. Lineage: Eukaryota; Metazoa; Arthropoda; Insecta; Diptera; Drosophilidae. Gene Ontology annotation, biological process: regulation of transcription by RNA polymerase II.
GCACGCGUUCGGUACACAACAAUUCCAACAGUAUAACAGUAUAACAGUAUAACAGCAGCCAGCCAAGCGAACAGUCUAUGCAAAUCUACGUGUGGAUUACAGACAAAAAACAAUUGCAAUUUGUGCAGUCGCGUCGGUUGACCCCAACUAAAAGUAAAGUGUGAGCAGGACAAACAAUAACCAAAACGUAACGCAAUCAAGUCACGUGUGUGUUGCGUGCGUGUCCAUGUGUGUGUGUAUGUGUGUGUGUGUGUUCGACUCAAAAACAUUUUGUGCUAAAUUUGAGCUCUGAUUGAGUGUGACUCGGAAAAAGUUUGCCUAGCUGCACCGUUAAAGUUCACACCUGCCCAACACGCGAACUCUCCACCUGCACGCACUCCCUAAAACUUUCCUGACAAGUGCUUUGAGACGCCUUUUAGACGCUGUCGAAAGUUUCACUCUUUGUUGCCGCUUCGCUUGACGACUUUUCCACCUUUCCACGGGCCGGGCCAAAUCAAAGGAUUUUCUUUCUGUGCCACGCUUGAAGAAUUACUGCCAAAAUUUUCACGGACGGCAAUAAGCUCGGUCCUGCAGCUGCGGGCAGAGGAAUGUUUUGCUAUCAGUGCCCGCCCGCCCUGCAUCCGUGCGGUCCGCAUCCGCCGCGUCUGCCCACACUCGACUAUCCAUUUGCUGCCACCCAUCCAUACACCAGCUAUUCGUAUCAUCCUGCCAUACAUGAUGAGACUUUUGUGCGGCGCAAGCAGCGACGAAAUCGCACAACCUUCACACUGCAACAGCUGGAGGAGCUGGAAACGGCAUUUGCCCAGACCCAUUAUCCGGAUGUGUUUACGCGCGAGGAUCUGGCGAUGAAAAUUAACUUAACGGAGGCGCGGGUGCAGGUCUGGUUCCAGAAUCGACGCGCCAAAUGGCGCAAAGCGGAGCGACUCAAGGAUGAGCAGCGCAAGCGGGAAAAUGGCGAAAGCAGCAGUUCGCUGGAUAAGCUUCAUGACUCACGCGAAUCCUCGCCAGAUAUCACCGGCGAGAUCGAUGAUGAUAUGGAUGAGCUGCCGCCACGUCAACGUUCGCAUAGUCCUUUGACAAAUGGACCCAUGGAACAGCAGCAUUCACGCAGUCCGACUGGCGGUCAUCAACUGGACUCCAGCGACAAUGAGCGACCGCUGUCCUCUGCCCAGCUGACAGCCACACCACACUCCGCCUCGCAGUCACUGGGCUCCAUUAGCGCCGGUUCCCCAUCGCCGGGCAUGCGCGAACACACGCCGUUGGCCGGCGGCCUGGGCCCCAGCAGCCCCUCCAAUUCGCGCAACACAGACUCACCCAUCGAGGUGGGUGGCCCCAUGUCGCUGACCACCGGGUCGCGUAUGGCGGCAUCGUCCAACAACUCGGCCUCGUCCACACCAACACCAACAACGCCGCAUGCAGCACAGCUGCCACAUUCGGCAGCCGCCGCAGCCUUUAACAGUCACAUCUUUGGCAGCUUUGGAGCUGGCAGCGUUACCAACGAUAAUAAUUGCGGCUUUCGUCCGGUACUCAGCGACCAGAACUCUGUGGCAGCAGCAGCAGCAGCCGCCGCCGCAGCGGCUCAGCGCAGCGCCAAUCAUCCACCGCUUUUCCUGCCGCCGCAUCUGGCGGCUCAGUUUACGCACCAGCCGCUUUUUCCGGGCCUCAAAGGUGUGUCGCCCUUUCAAAGUCUCUGUUCGUGCUGCUCUCUGAAGCCGCCGCCGCUGCCACCGUCGUCGUCUGCCUCGACCUCGGUUAUGGCGCCUCUGAGCGUGCCGGUAAGCAGCAGCUCGGCGGCCAGCUCGCCGGAGUCGCCCAAGUCGAGUGGCGGUGGUUCGCAUGAUCCACGCUCCAAUUCGGUGGCCGAGCUGCGGCGCAAGGCACAGGAGCAUUCGGCAGCGCUGCUCCAGUCCCUGCAUGCCGCAGCUGCGGCCGGCUUGGCGUUUCCGGGCCUGCACUUGCCGCCACUUUCAUUUGCCCAUCAUCCGGCGCUGGGGCAUGCCGUUAAUCACAACAACAAUAACAACAAUAAUAAUCCGCUGCGCCUCAAGCAUGAGGCACAGGACAUGACGGCCAGCACAAUGAAUGGCCUGGGCCCGGCGGCCGGCACAGCCACAAGCUCCACAUCGGCAGCUCUGCUCGAUCUGGCCGAGUCGGCAGCGGCAUAUCAUCACCAUCAGCAGCAGCAACAGCAACUGCAUCAGCAGCAACAGCAGCAGCAGCAACACCAUGCCACUCUGUCGCCUCCGACCACGCCCACUCAGCUGCAGUCGCAGCAGCAGUUGCCAUCAUCGGCUGCAGUGCGUCCGGAUUCGCCGCCGGCAACGGCCGCUGUUAAUGGCAACGCGCUGCUCACCAAAACCGAAUAAAGGGAGCAUGCAGUGUGUGGAAUAAUUAAAUGAAAUUAAUCAUUCUAGAUUAUAAAAACUAUAUAUAUAUAUAUAUAUAUAAACAUAAUAUAUGUGGCGGAUUUACCAUUUAAGCAUUAGAUUUACGCAGCUAGAGGGCAAUACACACAUCUAAAAUACUUUUAGAUUAGUUAGCUAGACAUUUAGCGACUUGUUGGGGGCAUUCAGCUAAAAAUCUAAGCAGAGAGUUCAGUUUGAGAUUAGCGGGAGAAUCGAAAGAGAGGGAGAAUGAGAGAGAGAGGGCAAGUAAGAGCGAGAAAAGGAAAAAACACCAUAAGGAUUAAGUUUAAUUAGCGUGCACCUAGAGAACAGAGAGAGGUAGAGCGCGAGAGAAAGAGAGGGAGAAUAAGAAAAGGAUGUAGAGAGAGCAAGAGAGGAAGAGAGGAAGAGAGAGAGAGGGAGCGGUCAGUUAAACGGAUUUCUAUGUCUGACUAAAUGUUUUUAAUUUCUUUUUAAUUUUUUAUAUUUUAUAAAAUUGUAUAGAAUUUGAAGGCUUUCUUAUAUUUCUCUUUAAGUAACAUAUAUUCAUUAUAUUGUGCAAUUUUAAAAAUAGAGCUAGCAGGAAGAGUCAACUGAGCUGUACCCUCAUAAUCUGCGAUGCAAUAGCAUUUCUUUGAAAUAGUGCUCACAUUUUCGCUGACAGAGUGCCCCUUCGAAUGGUUAUAAAAUAUCAAUAAAAGAACAUAUGCAUAAUAAUAAUAUAAAAAUAUAUACUCAUGUAUAAAAGAGCAGAUAGCUAACAAAUAGCGAAAACAAAUAAGUAGAUUAUUUCACUGAAAACCUACAGCAGCCAGAAAGAGUAUAGAAGAACAGAUUGAACCAACAACAAAACAUUAUUUAAGUCAGCAAAUAUCUAAAUAAUACAAAAAAGAGCAAUGAAUAAAAUCCAGUUAAUUAAA